AUGACCCGGCUUGCCAAUCAGUUACAAAACAGAUCUAACCGUACGAGUCCUGUCACUAGUCUGGCCAAUUUUGCAUUCCACAGUGGGAGUUGGAAGGCAAAGGGAGGGAAAUCCCCUAGAAGCAAAUCCUUCAAGAUGAGUAAGAAGUCAAAAGGUGUGUUCAUGAAGGAGGUGGUUCUUCUGGCAGGGCCUAAUUCAAGCCUACCAAAACAAAGCAGAAAAGAAAAACUCCACCAAAAUGGCCAUGUUAUGGCAGCUAUGAUAUUUGAAAAAGACUGGGAAGAGGAGGAAGUGAUGGCAUCAUUCUACUCAGCCUUCAGUUUCCUUCCACAAACAGUAAAACUUGAAAUCAUGUUACCUUGCGGUAAUUCCUUGGUUAAGCCCCAUAUUAGUGGAGGGAAUAUGGAUGGCCAGAUUAUACACCAGAUUUUCUGUAGGAAGACUAUUUAUUUACAACCGUCGAAGCAACUUCUUGAGGAAGAUGAUACAUGUACUGUAGAAAAAGAGACAUUGGAUCUUCCAGAUUUGCAUCCACCAAAAAAACGUCAAGAUACAUGUUCAAAGGAACAAAAGACAAUGGAUCUUCCAGAUUUGCAUCCUCCAAAAAAACGUCAAGAUACAUGUUCAAAGGAACAAAAGACAAUGGAUCUUCCAGAUUUGCAUCCUCCAAAAAAACAUCUCAAGUAA
Molecule: messenger RNA, 687 nt
Organism: Mytilus trossulus (common blue mussel)
Lineage: Eukaryota; Metazoa; Mollusca; Bivalvia; Mytilida; Mytilidae
Exons: 4
Coding region: 1-687 (228 amino acids)
Source: RefSeq, a predicted model, not a curated record